Messenger RNA from Diaporthe amygdali, 981 nucleotides. Its product is annotated as ldehyde reductase. The record is from RefSeq and is a predicted model, not a curated record. The transcript has a single exon. The coding region runs from base 1 to 981 and encodes 326 amino acids. Lineage: Eukaryota; Fungi; Ascomycota; Sordariomycetes; Diaporthales; Diaporthaceae. Gene Ontology annotation, molecular function: oxidoreductase activity.
AUGUCCAGCCCGGAACUCAGACUCGCCAUUGGUACGGCCGGCUUCCCCGGCCCCGAGAAGCUGCAGCCCGCCCUCGACGCCAUCAAGGCAGCCGGCAUCAAGGAGAUCGACACAGCCGAAAUGUACGGCACCAAUGAGACCGAUCUAGGGGCUGUGGGAGCUGCAGAGAACUUCAUCAUCUCCACAAAGAACCCAGGCGGCUGGGUCCCAGGCAGCCUGGUAGAGAUCACCAAGCGGUUCAACGAGUCCCUGGACAAGCUCAAGACGAAGCAGGUCGACAUCCUGUACAUCCACGGGCCAGACCGCGACGUGAGCCUGGACGACUGGGUGCCGCAGGUCAACGCGCUGCACGGCGAGGGCAAGUUCCGGCGCUUUGGCGUCAGCAACUUCUCGCCCGAGGAGACGCGGGCGCUGCACACGUACGCCAAGGAGAAAGGGUUCGUGCUGCCGACCGUGUACCAGGGCAACUACAACCCCGUGUCGCGGCACAUCGACGACACGCUGUUCCCCGUGCUGCGCGAGCUGGGCAUCGCCUUCUACGCAUACUCGCCCGUGGCGGGCGGGUUCCUGACCAAGACGAAGAAGGCGCUGCUGGAGGGCACCGCCGACGGGCGGUUCAAGGCUGAUCACGAGAACCCCGUCGCCCAGUUCUACAACAAGCUCUACAACAAGCCCAGCCUGCUCGAGGGCCUCGGCCGCUGGGAGGGGCUCGCUGAGCAGGAGGGCGUGCCGCGCGCCGAGCUCGCGUACCGCUGGGUCUACUACCACUCUGCGCUGAAGCCGGACCUGGGCGAUGCUAUCAUCGUGGGUGCCAGCAAGCCGGAGCAGAUAGUGCAGACGGUCGAGGGCAUUAAGAGGGGUCCGCUUAAGCCCGAGGUUGUCAAGGGUAUUGAGGACGUCUGGCAGAUUGUCAAGGACGAUGCCAUCGUUGAUAAUUUUGUUGCUGCGGGUGGUAAAGCGCCUGGCGUCCCCACGAAGUAA